Plectropomus leopardus (leopard coralgrouper) is the source of this 6371-nucleotide messenger RNA. RefSeq names its product zinc finger, MIZ-type containing 1a (gene zmiz1a). Gene Ontology annotation, cellular component: chromatin. Gene Ontology annotation, molecular function: SUMO ligase activity; zinc ion binding. Lineage: Eukaryota; Metazoa; Chordata; Actinopteri; Perciformes; Serranidae. Gene Ontology annotation, biological process: protein sumoylation; regulation of transcription by RNA polymerase II. The record is from RefSeq and is a predicted model, not a curated record.
ACUCACACCGUCUCCGGGGCUCUCACGUCGUCUUUGUGAAGUGGAGGGAGCGAGAGCGAGCUGCACCGUAAACACGAGGUUUGGAGAAACAAUACGCGGAUUUGCCACAGAGGUCCGAGCUGAAAAUCACCGCUUAAGGAGGGGGUCAGCGAAGGACCGUGCGUGAGGAAUAUAUGAAGGGUGGGGUGGGGGAGGGGGCGGCCACCACAGCGGCAGUACCAUUGAGGUCAGAGUUCAUGCAGACUCGCUCUGUGAUUGAUGAGGAUUAAGGAACGGAUUUUGCCUAAUAGGAAAAACAGGAACGUCCUCAUCCACAACUGAGUACAGAACUUUUUUUAAUGGCGUCCCGGUAGAGGCAUCAAGAUGAACACACUACCAUCAAUGGACCGGCACAUUCAGCAGACCAAUGACAGGCUGCAGUGCAUCAAACAGCACUUACAGAACCCGGCCAACUUCCACUCAGCGGCCACAGAGCUGCUCGACUGGUGUGGAGAUCCCCGGGCCUUCCAGCGACCUUUCGAGCAAAGUCUCAUGGGAUGUCUGACGGUGGUGAGUCGUGUUGCUGCUCAGCAGGGGUUCGACUUGGAUCUGGGCUACAGGUUGCUGGCUGUGUGUGCUGCCAACAGGGACAAAUUCACACCCAAGUCUGCAGAAACCAGCACCUGCAGGAGAUGUCAGAGUGACUCAGCCCUGCUGUCGUCGUGGUGCGAGGAGCUGGGUCGUCUCCUCCUGCUGCGUCACCAGAAGAGCCGGCAGAACGAACCGCAGGGAAAAGUCCCCAUGCAGCCCAGCAUGAACAGCAUGAAGCCCGGCCUCACACACAGUGAUGGAUCCUUUCCCUAUGACUCUGUCCCCUGGCAACAAAACACCAACCAGCCCCCCGGGUCAUUGUCUGUGGUCACAACAGUGUGGGGCGUGACCAAUACAUCACAGAGUCAGGUGCUAGGUAACCCAAUGGCAAAUAGCAAUAACCCCAUGAAUCCUGGAGGUAACCCAAUGGGAUCAGGUCUGUCUGCCAGCGCUGCAGGGCUCAACUCACCUCAGUUCAAUGCUCAGCAGCAACAGUUUCCAAAUAAAGGAGGCUCCAACCAAGCGUACAUGCAGCAGGGCAUGUAUGGUAGGCCCGGCUACCCCGGAGGUCCUGGGGGAUACAGCGGGAGUUACUCCGGAGGCCCAAACCCUCCUCCAGGAGGUAUGGGAUUGACCUCCCACACACGUCCUCCUGGUGACUUUACUCAACCAGCUGCGGCCGCUGCAGCUGCUGCUGUCGCCGCCGCUGCUGCUACGGCAACGGCCACAGCAACGGCCACGGUGGCAGCUCUGCAGGAAACCCAGAAUAAAGAUAUGAACCAGUAUGGACAGAUGUGUUCUUCGUUCCAAAUGGGUCCCGCGCAGGCCUACAAUAGCCAGUUCAUGAACCAGCCAGGCCCACGAGGCCCCCCUGGAGGAAUGAAUCCAGCAAGCAUGGGAUCAGCCAUGAACAACCCCAAUAUGAGUGGGCCUCCCAUGGGCAUGAACCAGGCUCGGACCCCAGGCAUGGUGCCUUUCGGGGCUCACGGCCAAAGGAUGCCUCAGCAAGGGUAUCCCGGAGGACCACGACAGGGCAUGCCCAUGCAGGGGAUGAAGAGGCCAUAUCCUGGGGAGGGGAGUUACGGUGGUCAGCAGUAUGGGCCGAACAGUCAGUUCCCACCACAGCAAGGGCAGUACCCGCCAUCAAACACCUCCAGACCGCUGCCAUCUCCUAACUACCCCAGCCAGAGGAUGCCAGGGCAGCAGGGCCAAGGGCAGUACCCACCUGGCAUGCCCAUGAGCCAGUACUACAAGCAAGAGCCCUUCAAUGGUCAGAGCACCAACUUCUCUGGAGGCGGAUACUCCUACAGCCAAGGCAACGGGCCCCCGAGGCCCGGUAACUACCCCCACUCCCCGGUCCCUGGAAACCCCACACCCCCUAUGACCCCAGGAAGUAGUAUUCCUCCGUACCUGUCGCCAAACCAGGAUGUGAAGCCCCCGUUUCCACCCGACAUGAAACCAAAUAUGACCGCACUUCCACCCCCUCCAACUAACCCUAAUGAGGAGCUGCGGCUGACGUUCCCAGUCAGGGAUGGAGUGGUGCUGGAGCCGUUCCGCUUGGAGCACAACCUGGCUGUCAGUAACCACGUCUUCCACCUCCGACCCUCCGUCCACCAGACACUCAUGUGGAGGUCAGAUCUUGAGCUCCAGUUUAAGUGCUACCACCAUGAAGACAGGCAGAUGAACACCAACUGGCCCGCCUCCGUCCAGGUCAGCGUCAACGCCACGCCCCUCACCAUCGAGAGAGGAGACAACAAAACCUCCCACAAACCCCUGCACCUGAAGCACGUAUGCCAACCUGGAAGAAACACCAUCCAGAUUACAGUCACCGCCUGCUGCUGUUCCCACCUGUUUGUGCUGCAGCUGGUCCACAGGCCAUCUGUGCGAUCCGUCCUCCAGGGGCUCCUGAAGAAAAGGCUCCUUCCUGCAGAACACUGCAUCACCAAGGUUAAGAGGAACUUCAGCAGCGUGGCGGCCUCGGCAGGCAGCACCACUCUGAACGGGGAAGACGGUGUGGAGCAGACGGCCAUUAAAGUGUCGCUGAAAUGUCCCAUUACCUUCCGACGCAUCCAGCUACCCGCGCGAGGGCAUGACUGCAAACAUGUCCAGUGCUUCGAUCUGGAGUCCUACUUGCAGCUCAACUGUGAGAGGGGAACAUGGAGGUGUCCUGUGUGCAAUAAAACAGCAUUAUUAGAAGGUCUGGAGGUGGACCAGUACAUGUGGGGAAUCCUUAAUGCCAUCCAAAAUUCAGAGUUCGAGGAGGUCACUAUAGACCCUACGUGUAGCUGGCGACCGGUCCCCAUCAAGUCAGAGCUACACAUCAAAGAGGACCCCGAUGGCCCACUGGCCAAGCGCUUUAAGACCAUGAGCCCGAGUCAGAUGACCAUGCCCAAUGUGAUGGAGAUGAUCGCCCAGCUAGGGCCCGGCCCAGGACCUGGACCGGGACCCGUACUGGGCCCCAGCCCCUACCCACCACACCCUAGUCAACAUCCCAGUGGCAACGGGGGAGAUUACCCUGGAGCAGGCAACAGUUACCACGGCCAAGGGAACUUUGACUUCCCUCAUGGGAACCCCUCUGGUGGUGGAGUUGGAGGAGGAGGUCCCCCAAUGAAUGACUUCAUCCAUGGCCCCCAGCUCUCACACCCUCCAGAUGGACCUGGUGGUCUCCUCCCGCAGGAUAAGCCCCUGAACCACGGCAUGAAUGAUGCAAUGUCCCAUCCCGAUCAGUCCCAUAACUCCAUGCAGCAGAGCUUGCAUGCGUCUCCCCACCCUGGCAGCCAAUCAGGGCCUCCCUUACAUCACAGUGGCCAGUCAGGGCAGCCCUUGCAUCACAGUGGCCAACCAUCGCAGCCGCCUCGCCAGUCGCAGCCUCAACCGCAGCCUCAGCCUCAGCAGCCGCCUCAGCAGCAGCCUGGGCAGAACAGUCACCCCCACAGCGAUCUGAACUUUAACCCCUCCUCAGAUGGUCAGAUGGGUCAGGGCGCCCAGGAUAUGCCUGAACCCUCCCUGGAUCUGCUUCCAGAGCUGGCCAACCCGGACGAGUUACUAUCAUAUCUGGACCCCCCCGACCUCCCUGCCAACAGCAACGACGACCUUCUCUCCCUUUUCGAGAACAACUAGCCCUUCACCUCCACUAAAAAAAACCCUCCUGCACCCACAGGAGCCGUGAUGUGUUUGACUGUCCGUCCACAGACACCUCACUGACCUCCUGUCGAUACUUCAAGCGGCUUCCUAUGCCCACACACGCGCACACACACAGUCUUUCACAGAUGUGUGGCAUGGGAGCACGGCUGAACAGAGGCACCUGUUUGGGAACUCCAAGGGAGAAAGCAGGAAUGCCGGUCCCUUUUUUCUCCCCCCACACUCCCUUUUUUCCUCCUGUAAAGAUUCCACGCACCAGUUCCACCGCCUCUGACUCGAAACACACCAUUUACAGCCAUGUUGGCGGGCACUAAAGUGAUAUUAUAUAUAUACAUAUAUGAUAUUUGUGACUUUUAAACUGAAAACUGUGCAGCUAUAAUCAUCAUGUGUAAACAACACGGAGGAGACAGGAGCCUUUGUGGGCUCUAAGUGUUGUAGCUUUGUUUUUUUGUUGUUUUUUUUUUGUUUGUUUUUUGUCAUUUUCCUUUUGUGAAAAAAAAACAUUGUCUUGUAAGAGUGUUUUUAUCCUAUUUGAAAUGUGUUCUUCCAAAACUUUGGCACAUGCCGUGCCCCGCUGAUCCCCCCCCCCAGUGUGUGUGUUGAAUAACUGGAACUCUUCAGAAUCAGAGCACUGAAAGGACGAGCUAAAAUGUCCCGAGUGUCAACAGAGGAAACGAGCGCACAUUGUGCAAUUUAGUGUGUGUGAGUGUGUCCGUGUGUGUAUAUACGUGUGUCUGUUUACGCGUCUUCUUUUGUUUGCCUGCGAGCGUUUGUGAAAGACAGCGGGGGAGGGAAAGUCUGAGACAGAGGAGGGAAGGGAAAUAUUGAAUGGAAGAAAGAUAAAACACUUUAAGAGCUUUCUCUGUACUUUUUCUCCUCCCGCGGUCGUUCUUGUGUAUUUAUUGUAAAUGUUUCGCUCUUCCUUAUCAAAUUCAGCACCAUUUUGUUCACAAGUGCAUGUGUGCCAAUGGCUCCUGUUGUCUUUGUCCAGCCUAAACGUGCUUGAUCAAAUAAUUUUCUCUCUUGUCUUUAUAUUUAUUAUUUCAAAUUCAUCAGUUUUUUUUUUGUUUUUUUAAUUGUCAUCCUUUUUAUGUGUUUUAUCUUUGUCCCACAAAGUAAUCAGAAACACAUCACCAAAGUUCUCCUAUAUGGUUUUUAUAAGGGGUCGGGCCUGAGCAGGAUUUCAACAUCCUACAGAAGUUUUUAAAUCACUGUGUUUUAUAGAAACGUCUGUGUGAUUGUUCCGAAAUUUCCUUUUGUCGUUUUGUUACUGUUGAACUGCAUCUUUUUUGGGAAAAAAAACAUCCUGCAUGAUCCAACAGUGUUUCCAGAGCUGUUGUAUAUACCCUUUGUGAAUACUUUGUGACUGUACAGUACUGUACCUAUCUAUUACUGGCAACUACAUGGUACUGUAUGUGUGUCAAGGACUAUACGCACACUCACACACACACUUACAAACACACACAGACUCCUUUAUAACCAGUCCAAUAUUGUAACAAAUUGAUCCAAAUGCACUCUCACAGGCCUUGUAUUGAGUCCUUGUGUGUUGUUUUCCAUCACCCUGUGACAAUGCAUCAAUGAAAAGGCAUAUUCAAGUUGCUCAGCAGGCACGUUUUAAGAGUUAUUUUUAUUUUUUCUUUAUGUAUAAGAAUUGGUCACCUUUCAAUUUGUUUGUUUUUUUGUCUAAAUAAUUGUUAAUGCAGCUUCGAGGUCCAGAUUUCUCCAAAAUAGUGGUUCAAUAUCAUUGGAAUAAGUGACCUCGUCCUUUUUAUUUAAAGUGAGAAUGUGCAAAAAUGUCCUCAGAAUUGCUUUGACUCCUGAUCAUGAGCUUUUGAUAACCAUACCUAGCAAAAGUGUGUAUUUUCAUCACAUUUGAUAUUGUUUUAAGUUAUUGAUUUUGUCCAGUGUUUUUUAAGUAUAAUUUGGUUUACACAGUUUCAUGCAGUACAGUCAAUGAAUUUAAAUAUACUGUAUGUUGUUGGAUAAAAGUUCCCCCAUAUUUGAGAUUUGUAAUUUGUUUGAAGAACCAAAUAUGGCUUUUACUGAUCUUCAAAAAUGGAUCACCUGCAUUUAAGACAGUUGAAGGAUCAGAUGUUGUAUGUGUUUGUUUAUAUGUUUGUUAAAGACAAUGCACUGCCGCAUUGGGAUGUUUUAUUUCCCUACACAGCGUGUAACUGUAACCGCAACCUUUCACGAAAUCACGUCUACUAAUUUGACACAAAUUGUACUGUCUGAUUGCAGACGUUGGAAAUUGAGGAUUUAAAAGAGAAUGCAAUUAAUAUUGUAAAAUGGAAUUUGGGGGAGAUCCCCCCCCUCCUGUUUGCAUACAAGGGGAGGUUGUGGCAGAGGGUUGGGGAUGGGGUUUGGGAUGUAAGGGAUACGUGUAUAUAAUGUAAAUGACAAAUAGAGACACGUUAACAGAAAUGUAUUCAUUUUCUCCAGGGGGAGUGUGCAUAGUGUAUUUAGAAUUUGUAAAGCUUGCAUCCUCCUGUCAGACAUUGAAUUGGCAAAAUGAGUCUGUGUUCGAUUGCGUCUGUGCAGACCUCUAACCACGCCUGUUCAUUUAUGGAAGAUACUUUAUGUACCCCUCCACGGGGGAUUCCAAGAAAAAAAAAGACAUUUUUCCUUUGUGUAAUAUUAAACUUCUGUGUAUUUCUCUA